AUGAAAUAAUAGAUAUUGUUUACGUGUUAAGAUAUUGAGCAUGAAGGAGAAGAAAUCCAAGGAUUUUGUUUAAAUUUGAGAUGCUAAGAUUCCAGAUCUUAAUUCUGUCUAUAAUGCGGAGUGGAUCCUAAGAAACAUUCUAGUUGCAAGAAAGACUUAAAAGGAUUUGCUUAAAUUUAAAAUUUUGUUACGAAAUUCAAUUAGACUAUACUCGAAUUAACAACCUAAUUAAAUCUGUCCUUUGAGAAAGUUAAAAAAAAAAAUGAAGAAUUUUAAAAAUAAUUGGAGAAAAUAAAAAUAUAACUAGUUAAGAUAUCUCAGUGUUUGAGUUCAUAGGAUUAUUAAUAAAUGAAAGACAACUUAUCAGUGAUCAAGGAAUUGUACCAAUAUUUAAAUAAUUAAAAUGAGAUUAUGAAGUAGAAUUAAAUUGGUAUUCUGCAAUAAUAAUAUUUUUUAUAGGAAGUCAAUUAAUUAACAUAAAAAAAAUGAUUUAGACUUUAGAUUUAGAUAAAGUAGAAUAAUAACCACAAAUUAUUUAACUAGACAAUUAAAGCACACUCUAGUCGGGUAUAUUAAUUUAUUAUAAAAAUUAGGAUUAUAAUUAUUAAAUUAGUAAAAAUGGCAAUAGGCUAAUGAACUCCUAGCCUAGAAUAUUAAACACUUGGAGAAGCAAUUAUCAUUUGCAACAUUCUUUUAAGGCAUAUUUAAAAUAUUGAAAUAAAUUUA
This is a messenger RNA of Paramecium octaurelia, 726 nucleotides long. The record is from the annotation of a GenBank genome assembly. NCBI's taxonomy places the organism in Eukaryota, Ciliophora, Oligohymenophorea, Peniculida, Parameciidae.